GAGAGGAGAGAGAAGAGGAGAGGAGGAGAGGGAAAGAGCGAGAACGAGAGACGAAUGAGUAUUUAUGACGCGAGGAUCGCAGGAUGGAUGGACAGACACUUAGAAAAUGAAGAAACUCGUUGUUUGAAACUAUUUGCUAGAGGGAGAAUAAAAAAAUGUUAAUCUUACGGAUUCUUCAAAUGCGCAUCAAGUAGGGAUCUACGCCAAAUGAAGAAUUAACGUAUUUUUCUAUGUAAACUCAACAUUUCCGAGUGAGAACGGUUCGUAGGCGAUGCACGUUGUUAAUGUGAAUGGACUCGGUGUCUCUCUCCUUUUGUUAGCGCUGUUUUCAUCAAAUUAGCGCAGCCCAUACUCCGCUGCACCCCCCUUGUCGGACGGCCAGCGGACAGCUAAGGACCCGCGUUCUAUCUAGAAGAGAGACCGCUCUCCUGUGGUCGAAAGCCGGACCUCUCACCUCUCAUUCCCCGCUAUAAGAGAGGAUCUUCUCGGUAUGAAAGCUCCAUAAACAGCUAUUUUGUAGGGAACCCGUCUGGCAGGGAAGCAACAACAAAUCCCCGUUUUCAGACUGUGAUUUUUGGGGGACGCGGGCUCGCGUUAUGGGGAGGGAGACCUCGCGUAUCACAAUGGAAUUGGAGUUUGAGAACACGUCCCCAGUGCGUUAAGGAACGCAGCCUUAUUCCGUUACACUACUGUAUUUUACCUUCUCAACUGAAGUCUUUUUUUCUUAUUUUUUUUAAAACUACCAAAUCCGGGAUGCCGCAUUUCGUGGGGUGAAGGUUCCGAACGCGAGGAAAAGAAGGAGAGAGAGAGAAGAGAGGGAAGGACGGAGGAGAAAGAGAGAUUCGGAGAGCAUGGCUCUUGCAACGUUGUCUCUCUGUGUGCUAACUCUCACCUGGGCAAACUUGUACCAGGUGUGUGCCAACAGGCACGCGGUGCAUUGGAACAGCUCCAAUAUACAUCUGCGUAGGGAGGGCUACACGGUGCAGGUGAAUGUGAACGACUACCUGGACAUCUACUGUCCCCACUACAAUGACAGCCAGCGCGUGGUGGGCACCGGGGAGCAGUACAUCCUCUACAUGGUCAGCUACCGUGGUUACAGGACCUGUGACCCCCAGCUGGGCUUCAAGAGGUGGGAGUGUAACCGCCCCCACGCACCAAUCAAAUUCUCAGAGAAGUUCCAGCGCUACAGCGCCUUCUCCCUGGGCUACGAGUUCCACGUGGGUCAGGAGUAUUACUACAUCUCUACACCCACUCAUCACCACGGUCGCAGCUGCCUCAGAUUGAGAGUUUAUGUCUGCUGCUCCACAGUGUCUGAUGUUAAUGUAGAACCAGGACAUCCAGAAACAGACUACACACUCAGACCAGACAUCAAAAUCCAGGACAUCGAUGAUUUUAACCCUGAGAUUCCUAAAUUGGAGAAGAGUGUCAGUGGAAGCAGUCCAUCCAGGGAUCGCCUACUCAUCACCAUAGCGACGCUCCUUCUCGCUGCCAUCACCAUAUCCUAGCAACGGCCAUCCCAUCAGUGUCGCCAUGCCAACCAGCCAUGGGAGGGCUUGGGCAGGAGGGGUGAAGGAUGACAAGGACUGAGGAUUUGGGGGAAAGGGGACAGGAGAUUAAGGGAACAUGGAAAAUAGGGAGUUAGAAGACUUCUGAAUGACAUUGGUUGACAAGGUGUGUGUGUGUGUGUGUGUGUGUGAGUGUGUGUGUGUGUGUGUGUGUGUGUGUGUGUGUGUGUGUGUGUGUGUGUGUGUGUGUGUGUGUGUGUGUGUGUGUGUGUGUGUGUGUGUGUGUGUGUGUCUGCUGCUGCUGCUGCUUAGAAGACGACAUUCACACAGAGUAUGAAGAGAAGACCUUUUAUGACUUUGGACAUUGGGCCUGCAUGUGUAGGUAUGUUUCAGAGUGUGUGUGUCUCAACAUGUGGUGAAGGUAGCCUGUUGAAACAUGCACACUGCAUACAGCAUUUAUUAGAGAGGAGAAGAGCACCUGACUUUUUAUUGGAGCAGCUGAUCGCAAUGAAACACAGUGACACUUUUUCAUGCAAUCUGAUUGGCUGACACAGUUCUCUUCUUAGGGCUAGUUUCCUGUUUCUUGCUCCGGAGACUGAACUGAUUGAACUUGACUGAAACUAUCUGAAUUAUUGCCUUUUUGUUCUGCCAACUGGAUUCAACCAGAUCUAGUCUGGAUCCCUUCUGUGGAACUGGAUCUAGUGGUCCUCCUCCCAUGUGAUCUGGUCUGAUCUGGACCGUAGCAGCCUAGUAUGAAAGAGCCAGUCUGGGUCCAGGUUUCUGAACUGGGAAGUGGGACCAUUCAGUCUAAUAUGAGAGAGGGAGAGAGAGCUACAGUAAUGUAUCAGAGUAGUAAUAUGUGUCAAUACAAUGACAGCUAUAGGUUCUAGGUCAGUGGUUGUAUACAUUGUUAUACACAUUGACACAACCUCUGGCUCAUCAUUAAACCCCCUAGAGACAUGUUUGUCCUUCAUUCAUUCAUUCCUGGAUAGCAUUAUCUCUGAUCUCAGAGGUCAGAAAAGCACAGCAAUACUGUCACCGAAUGCAUUGUAUUUGGUUGUACACUGAGGACCUCUCUUCCUCUCUCCUGGAGUCGGAUGGAAUGGGACUACAUACCACAGACUCCACAUGCCAAACUCUUCUGUUUUAUUUUACUGUACACACUAGAACUAGAAUCAGUGUGUGUGUGUGUGUGUGUGUGUGUGUGUGUGUGUGUGUGUGUGUGUGUGUGUGUGUGUGUGUGUGUGUGUGUGUGUACUGACAAUGCACACGGCAACAUACUGUACAUGUCUUAAGUUUAAGUAACUGAACAAACCAAGUGUAUCUGAACAUAUAGACAACACUAAAUAAACCUUGGGUUUAGGUUCUACAUGCAAACCAAGUGUAUCCGGGAGGACAGGAGAACAAUGGGUUAAACUUUAUCCUACAGUCCUCUGAUUGACAUGGUAUUUUCCUUCCUAGUUUCUUUGGGAUCAUAGAAACAAUCAUUUUGGUAGUUACUCAUUGUAUAAGUACCAGAAAGUACAUAUUGUUGCCAUUACAUCUUAGUAAAUACUAGGUUAAUACUGUCUGAAAGAGGACUGUAAAAUGAAGUGUACUGAACAACGUGAACAAACUGUACUAACCUGUUACCAUGGUUCUUGACUAACUCUUUUCACUAGGAACUGUCACUUUGUGGGCCAUGGUAACACCCUACCUUACUGCAAUGUGUAUAGGCAGUUUACUGUAGUAGGGCAUGCAUGGCUUACUGUAGUAGCUCUGAAGAUGAUGAUGAUGAAGGUAUGGAUGGCCUAUCGGAUACAGAGCUGACCUCUGACCUAUAGAGGUCAAAGAGGUCGCACGUCUUGACACGUGUCACAGACAUUCUAGAACUUUCACGCGUCGAGAAUGGAUUUUUCCGAUGUCUUGAACUCUGACAGAAUGAAAUGUGAUGUAAGCAUUUUUACAAACUUGAAGCUCAAUUUCCUUGUUCUGUUUGUAUUUUUUAAUUUGCUGUGGUGUAUGUUGGGGCGCUGGGAAGGGGUAAACGUUGGGAUAACUGGACUAGAGACAUGCAGUACUGUAUAGGACACGGAGUUCCACUAACGUGCUUUCAGAUUUACCAAUAAGCACCAUGUUGCAACAAAUGUUUCCAGACCGUCAAAUUGGAAUGAUACUGUCAUUGAAACGUGGUGCCAACAUGAGGGACAGUUGGCUGAGAUCAGUAUGUAUACAGUAUGUAUGGCUUUGGGGUGGGGGGUGAGAUG
Oncorhynchus mykiss (rainbow trout) is the source of this 3751-nucleotide messenger RNA. RefSeq names its product ephrin-A3. Gene Ontology annotation, biological process: axon guidance; ephrin receptor signaling pathway. Gene Ontology annotation, molecular function: ephrin receptor binding. Lineage: Eukaryota; Metazoa; Chordata; Actinopteri; Salmoniformes; Salmonidae. Gene Ontology annotation, cellular component: plasma membrane. The record is from RefSeq and is a predicted model, not a curated record.